AUGUCGGCGCAAUCCCACGCCUCCUUCGUGGAGGAAUGUAUGGAAAACAGGAAGGAAGCAGAGCAAUAUCUUAAUUUUUGCAAAGCACUAUCACCUGAUAACCCCAAGGCCCGAUUUACUGGAUUCCAUCAGCGCAUUACUGUGUUCAAAAAUGGACAGCAAGUCAAGCCAGGCGCCAGACACUUGCCGGUUGAUAUCGCCAUGCACGAAAGCGUGCCGAUGAUCCUGUCAGAUGGAGUGAAACUAUACUGCGACAUUUUCCUUCCCGCCAGCCUUCCACGGGAUCUGAAGCAGCAGCUUGACGAAACAGAUAGGGUUCCAGCUUUGGUUGCGUGGAGUCCGUAUGGAAAGCAAAUGGGCACAACUCUUUUGGAUGACUUUCCCUUCCGUGCAGGCGUCCCAAAGGAGUGGCUGUCUGGACUAGAAAAGUGGGAAGGUCCCGAUCCUGCAUUUUGGUGUGCUGAGGGUUACGCUGUGAUCAAUGUUGAUACUCGGGGCGCAUUCACAUCGGAGGGUAAACUCCUCAUUUUUGGACACCAGGAAGCUCAGGAUGGUGCAGAGUUUGUCACCUGGGUAUCUGAACAAACCUGGUGCAAUAGCAAAGUAGCAUUGACAGGAAACAGUUGGCUGGCUAUGGCUCAGUGGAAAAUUGGCAGCCUAAGACCUAAAGGGCUCGCUGCACUUGCGCCGUGGGAAGGUCUUCAGGAUCAGUAUCGUGAUACAUUAUGCCAAGGAGGUAUUCCAUCGUCGAACUUCCACGACUCAAUCGUUGAGCCAUUUGCAAGCUACAGCGAGCUUGAAGAUCUGUCUACUACAUUGAAGAAGACAGGCGGCCUCUGGAACCCCUACUGGGAAGACAAAAGGUCAAAUCCCGAUCAAAUCAACGUACCAACUUAUGUCGUUUCUUCCUGGACCAACCCGGUCCAUACACCUGGAACCUUCCGUGCUUUCGGAAUGAUCCCAGAUAGUACUCCCAAAUGGCUGCGGGUACACAAUUCCCAAGAAUGGCCGGAUUACUACGCAGAUUCAAGUACUCGUGACCUGAAGAGGUUUUUUGACCAUUAUUUGAAAGGACAUAUUGAAAACGGCUGGUUGGCAACACCUAAAAUCCGCCUAAGCAUCCUUAAUCUUGGCCUGUCCGGACUGGAUGACACUGUGAACAGACCCGAAUUGGAGUGGCCGCUAGCUCGAACUAGAUACGAAAAGCUAUACCUGUCUUCCAACGGCGAGAUGUGUUCUUUCACACAGCAGCAGGAGCCAUCCAUGGCGAAUUACAACUCAGCGAGUGGAAAAGUGACAUUCCGUUAUGUCAUUUCCGAGGGAAUGGAAACAACUGGAUAUUUCGUCGCCAGACUUGUUGUGUCAUGCCCCUCUCACUCUGACAUGGACUUGUUUGUUCAGGUUUGUUGCCUUGAUGAAAAGACAUUUUACAGACGUGGAGUCAUGACCAUUCGACCUAAUAACUUGGUCGUUCUAAGGUUGCUAAAAUUGCUUCAUGAUUGGCACUUCGGGCUUUCAAAGGUUGGUAUGCUUUUCCAUUGGGGGCCCGCUGGGCAAAUGCGAGUCAGUCAUUCAACCCAGAAGAGCCGAACCUCCGUACCAUUUGAGCCAAUUUAUGAGCACACAAAGGAGAUACCACUAGUCAAAGGAGAGAAGCGAGUGGUGGAAAUCCCUCUGCGACCAUACGGAAUGUACUGGAAGAAAGGCACUAUUAUGGAGCUUACGGUGUCAGGAAAUCCGGUGAUUCCCUUCCCUAUUCCUGGUGUCAAACCAUUAUUUGCGCCUGCCGAGGUGAUCAUUGUACUAGCCUAUCUCCUGCACCACUUCAAGAUGGGCUUGCGGUUAAAAGGCGGAUACCUGAGUGCAGAAGGACCGAUUCAAGUUGCGCUUGUAGUGAAUGUACCCGUUCCAAGCAACGUUGUAGCGGAACAGAACCAUGCGAUCGCUGCCAUCACCGAGAUCUGCCUUGUCACAUUGCGAAGUCCUCUGAACCAUCCAAGGAUAACACCGGUGAACCCCAAAAUGGGCUCACAUCCUUCCAUCGUCAGUGGAAAUGAUCCACUAACUCAGCAUGAAUUCCCCUGGAUACCGCAGGAUUUUGCGUUCCCAUUUGGCUCGCCUUUGGAGAUCUACCCUACCAAUACCAGUGAUGUGAUGUUCGACUCUGAUCGCACUGCUCUCUCUUUUGGACCGAGCACAAGCUUUUACCUCGACGAGCCGGUUGCAUCGACACCUCGGCAGAUGAACAGCGGCACUAUAAUUACACCUGAGAGUGUUUCAGAUGAGCCCAUGAGACAACGCGACCCUGCGACCCCUAUGCGAUUUCAGAGUUACCAAGCAGAACUUCCCUUUCCUAGCUUUCCCCAGUUCUCUCCAGAUGACACAGAUUUACUUGUUUCAGACAGCUAUUGCCAUGUACCAGAAUUGUCUGAAUUGGAUUAUGGUGCACUCUUAAGAUUCUACCAUGAGUCAGUCCCGGCCUCUGAUUCAGAAAACAAAGGCAAUUUUCCACGCCGCGAAGUCCUCAAUGCCUUUGUGCAGCUGUACUUUGAAUUCUUUCAUCCAGGCUUCCACCUUCUGCACCAAGCCACCUUUCAACGUCAACAGAGGUCUUCCUGUCUCUUUCUCGCCGUUGCUGCGAUAGGCGCCCAAUACUCCAGGGUCACAUCUCGGGGGCAAUGCAGCCUUGCUCUCUUGGAGACCCUACGACGCGCUUUGCUUAAUAAUAUCAAGCUGGACUGCCCUCCUCAACAUGAUCUGCAGUUGGUUCAGGCAACAAUUCUGUAUAUUGAAUACUUACACUGGACUUUCUUUGAUCUCGCUCCUUUGAUCUCGGUUUCGGAGCUACAUGCCUGUCUGCCUUGCGAUGAUGAGCUCUGGCAAAGCUCCGAUCUUACUAAAACAGGGAACUUGAUGCAAGCAGAUACUUUGCCACCUCAUUCACCAAGUGUUUUGGAUCUCCUCGGUCCCAAGAACUCGGGUAACAAAUUUACAUCCUCAUUGGGAAGCUCGGCAUCUUUGUUUACUAUGAUCUCGGCGUGCGCAAAAGAGCGAAGUCUCUUCCAACUUCUGAAGCCAACACCUAUGGAUGGCUCCGCAAAUGAGCCAGAUUAUGCCGCCGAUGAUAUGUGCGCUGCUCAUUCUUGCCAGACUACGAUGAUUGCGGAGCAAGCAAUAUCAAAUAUUGCUGGAAAGCUCCAUAAAUAUCAACUGGCACCAUAUGAAGCUUCUUCCCCAUUCUGGACUUUCUCUGCUAUGAGAAAGAUUUACUCCAUAUCCAGGAUUUUGAAUCAUAUCCCAUAUAAGCUGUUGUAUGUUUCUUCUGGUUGGAUGGCAUCCAAGGAGGAUACAAGAGCUAGCUUGGCAGAUUUGGAAAAACGACUACGACACGAUCCUCAGAGAUCCCGAAGAACAUUGACAUAUGCGGCACAAGUAUUCCGCCGGGUUCGGAACCAAAAAUGGCUCGAGGCAUGCGAUCCACUCUACGUGCUCCUCUCAACGCUAUACAUUUGGUUCUAUGGACGUACAUUUGAAAUAUCAGCAGAUCCAGAGAGCGAAAUGUGGCCACCGUUGAAGAUUGACGAUGAGUCCCUCGAUGAGACUGUCUGGGUGCAAUGGGUGGACACUGGUGAUAGAAGACCCCAUAUAGCUGGCAUAGGCUAUUUGAAUGGCGAGAACAAUGUUCAUCGUGUGUUAAAAGAAGCCAUUCGAAUACUCUCCAGUGGUCAAGGCUGGCAACACUUUGCUCAUUCUGUCGCGAACUCGCUUGAACGAAUAUUGUCCGGUCUUGCCCCUUCCUUCAAAGAUAUCUAG
This is a messenger RNA of Penicillium hordei, 3813 nucleotides long. RefSeq lists its product as uncharacterized. Gene Ontology annotation, biological process: DNA-templated transcription. The transcript has 11 exons. Gene Ontology annotation, molecular function: dipeptidyl-peptidase activity; DNA binding; zinc ion binding. Lineage: Eukaryota; Fungi; Ascomycota; Eurotiomycetes; Eurotiales; Aspergillaceae. Bases 1 to 3813 code for a protein of 1270 amino acids. The record is from RefSeq and is a predicted model, not a curated record.